CCCCAGCCCCCACCGCCCCCGUCGGGGCCGCGGCCGGCCCCAUGCCGGGCUGCCCUACGCUGCUAGCGCCGCUGUUGCUGUUGAUGCUGCUGCUGCUCCCCACCUGCAGGCCGCUGGGUGGUGACGCGCCGUCCAACCGCUCGGCGAUGGAGAGUGGCAGCCUCAUCCUCAUGAAUGGCGUGAGCGACGCGACCACCUCGCCGGCCAGCUCGGCCCUCACGCCGGGGACGUCGCCCCCGCCCGGGAACACCGGCAAGGACAAGGACCGCGACGACAGCUCCAUCAUGAUCCAGUACAGGAGGUUCCAACGCCCGCAGCGGCGGGACCUGCCCGGCGGCUCUACCGCCCUCACCGGCAACGACGUGGACGUGCCGUCCGUGGCCUGCGAGCAGUUCGCCAGAGACGAGGUGAUGCAGGGCGACAGGCGGGCCACCAUCUUCAAGUCGCCCAACUACCCCAAGAACUACCCCAACAACACGGACUGUAUCCGCAGGCUGACAGGUGAGUGCGUCAGCACGACAUCACGACGCCCUGAAUCGCUCGAAACUUUGUUUCAAAAGAGCCCCCCAAAAUUCCGCAAGUGUAAGGUGUAUGAUUAAAUUGGUAGCGUAUUCGUUUUUCUAAGAAAAGCAAGUGCGGCAACUUUUUCCGCACGGUUUUUGACAACCUACUGGGG
Molecule: messenger RNA, 676 nt
Organism: Frankliniella occidentalis (western flower thrips)
Lineage: Eukaryota; Metazoa; Arthropoda; Insecta; Thysanoptera; Thripidae
Exons: 4
Coding region: 42-599 (185 amino acids)
Source: RefSeq, a predicted model, not a curated record